Messenger RNA from Agrilus planipennis (emerald ash borer), 2226 nucleotides. It is a transcript of the gene Nmnat, whose product is annotated as nicotinamide/nicotinic acid mononucleotide adenylyltransferase 1. The record is from RefSeq and is a predicted model, not a curated record. Bases 140 to 883 code for a protein of 247 amino acids. Gene Ontology annotation, molecular function: nicotinamide-nucleotide adenylyltransferase activity; nicotinate-nucleotide adenylyltransferase activity. The transcript is spliced from 7 exons. NCBI's taxonomy places the organism in Eukaryota, Metazoa, Arthropoda, Insecta, Coleoptera, Buprestidae. Gene Ontology annotation, biological process: NAD+ biosynthetic process.
CCACAGACUAAUUGCCCAUAGACAAGAUCUAAUAUGGAGCCAAUUUUCCUACAAUUACCCUAUAAAAUAAAUAAAAAAUUAGCAAUGUCUAAAUGAAAAAUCUUCAGUGAACUUUGCAGUUAACCUAUGCAGAAAAAAAAUGCAUUCCACAAAAGUGGUUUUAUUAGCCUGUGGUAGUUUUAACCCCCCUACAAACAUGCAUCUACGAAUGUUUGAGAUUGCCCGUGACCACUUGCAUCGUUUAGGAAAUUAUGUAGUAAUAGGUGGUUUAAUAUCACCAACUCACGAUUCCUACGGUAAAAGCGGUCUAGAGUCGUCUACACAUCGUUUGGAAAUGUUAAGACUUGCUGUAUUAACCUCAAACUGGGUGAAAGUAUCAGACUGGGAAUGUAGACAAGAUAAUUGGAGUCGAACUCGUCUGGUUCUUCAGCAUCACCAGAAUACUCUGAAUUCACUAUUAAAUUCAAACAAUUUAAACAACAUAAAUGAAGAUGAUUUAAAGUGGAUUCCUGAAAAUAUUAGAAAAGAAUGCACUGGCCCUGUACAAGUUAAACUGUUAUGUGGAGGAGAUCUCCUGGAAUCUUUUGCAGUUCCAAAUCUUUGGCAUGAAGAAGAUAUUGCAGCAAUUGUGGGCCAGCAUGGCUUAGUUGUAAUAACCAGGGAAAACAGUAAUCCACUCAAAUUCAUUUAUGAAUCAGAUUUGUUAACAAGAUAUAUGGCCAAUAUUAUAAUUGUGACAGAGUGGAUAAGAAAUGAAAUUAGUUCCACUAGAAUAAGAAGAGCUUUGAGAAGGUCUGAGUCUGUAAAAUAUUUAAUUCCUGAUAUUGUGAUCAAUUACAUUCAUACUAAUGGUUUGUACGGAUCAAAAGCAGAGCAUCUUUGAAACGUCCUGCAUGUCUGUAGCUGUGAUGUUGGUUUCUCUUUGCAUAAAAGUGAUGAUGAUACUUGUCUUAGCUGAUGGGAUGCUAAGUUAAAAAGUAGAUGCAAUUAUCCAACAGUAGAUAAAUCGGAUAGACUAUAAAAUACAGUAAAUAACUUCUUUAUUUAUUAUAUUUCAUUUCAUCGGGACUUAAAUUAGGUUUUUAUGUUCCUUACAAAUUAGUACUGCGUAGAUGUAUGUAGGUACAUUUUUCAGUGAAUGAGGUAUGUCUGAAAAGUAACGACCUGGUGCUAGAAAAUUCGUAUACAUAACUUCUUAAAGCAUCAAUAAAUCGUUACUAAUUACGCUAAUCGUGAUCAAAAUUCAAUUUUUUUUAAACACGUUUUUAUUUUUUUUUUAGUAAAUCUAAUUUUGGCUAGUUUUUAAGUUUUUAUUGAUAAAAUUCUAUUUUUUUUAUCCCGCGGGAACAGUACUUUUUUUUUAAUUCUUUUCUGUACUCCUGAAAGUGUGUGUACAAAAUUUCAUGAUAGGUUUAAGCCGUGGCUUUACUUGCAUUGAGGUUUUAAAUAUGUAUCAAAGAUCAUCGACGACCACAUCAAACUAAUCUUUUCUAUCCCUCGCAAACAGUUUUCUUUGGAUAAAAAUUACCAUGUAUCCUUUUCUGUAUCCCUGAAAAUGUGUAUUGAAAAUUUCAUGAUAGGUUUUACCCGCGACUUCUCUCGCGUUAGUGUCCUAAAUACGUGUCAAAGAUCAUCCACCCAACCCUUUCUUUCCCAUUUAUUUAACUGCUCUUAAUUAAUUUUUAAAUCUUUUAGUACCUCUUCCCUUUUCCCUCCCAUAUCUAUUUUGUCUUCCCAUAUUUAAUAUUCUGUUUCUCCUAUAUUCUUGUCUUAUAUUCCACUCUUGUAAUUGCCCUAUUUUCUCCUCAUAUUCAGUAGCCCUUUUAAAUGUUUUUUCUAACAUUUUACCACAUUUUGUUUCCUUUCGGCAAAAAAAAGUUGUUUUUUGGUAUUUGUUUAAAUAAUCGUGAUUUAAACAAUGGCCGACCGGGUUAUCGGCUGGCAGCCUAUCUAUAUCGGUCUUUCAAACAAAAUUGCAUAUAAACAAUUACUUCAAAUAAUUUUUCCCAUUCACCAACCGGGUAAUCAGUAUGUCUCAUGUUUGAUUUGCUUAUUUGAGUAUUCAUCACUUGCAGUUUUUGUACGUCAUCCUUCAAUAACCGACAGCUUGGUAAAUUCUACAUUUGACCCAAUAUAUUGAGUCAUUGCUUUCCAGACAUACCUCAUACAACUGCAGAACUAUGUGAUAACUCCAAUGCGAUUUUUAAAUUAUCAUUUUUGAUUUUA